AUUCGCUCUCUUCUCUCUCUCUCGCUCGCUCGCUCGCUCAGGAGACGAGGAAAUGUUCUUCCUUUCUCGUCUCUGAACUCUGAAGACUCUCUCAAACCCCAAUAGCUUCGUCUUUGGAAUCUACAAGAGAAGUCGGAGAUCACUAUAAUUGUCAACAGGAAAAUUGACAACAAGGGGGAAACAGGGAAGCUUCGAUCAGAGCUCUCUCUCUCUCUCUCUCUGUAGAUUAGUGGUGUUUGUGGGAGUUGCAGAAGGAGAAAGACUAUAUAAAUUUAUGGCCAUGGGUCCUGAGAGGUCAAAGCCUCUGCACAAUUUUUCGAUGCCUCGCUUGAAAUGGGGGAAUCAGAGGCUUCUCAGAUGCAUGAAGGUGGAUUCAAAUGGAGAAAUUACCUCCUUCCAACGGAGGUUUUCGGCUUCUGGUGGCCAAUCCGAAGGUUCGGUCACCCGACGCAGGGAAUUCGCGUCAUUGAAGCGAAGAUAUCCGAACGGCUUGGAAAGCCUCAAGAAGUCACAGCUGCCGCCGAUUGGAGCUUCUGCGGGGAAAUCCAAGACUGACAAGGAUGUAGACGAUGGGCUUGAAGAAAUUAGGGCAAAGCUCGAGCUUCAUCUCCGAACCGCCGCUGAUAAGCUAAAUGCCGCGAUGCAAGAGGUGGGUGAACAAAAUGAAGCACCGGCCGCGGCGGCGAGGCCCUGGAAUCUCAGAACGAGAAGAGCGGCUUGUAAAGCUCCCGUUGAAACUACUGCUUCUGGAGGAGGAAGAGGUUCGAGAAAUGAAGAGCGUCAGCAGAAUUCUUCUUCUCUUCGGACUGGUAAUUCGACCAUGAAAUCGAAUCGGAUGCAAGGUGUAGCUGCGGCGCAGGGUGUCGAGAAGGAAAAGAAGGAGCGCCCAAAGUUCUCAAUCUCUCUUUCUCGAGAGGAGAUAGAAGAGGAUUUUUUGACCAUGACAAGGACGAGGCCGCCUCGAAGGCCAAAGAAACGGCCUAAGAUCAUACAGAACCAGCUGGACGCAAAUUUCCCCGGUUUGUGGUUGACAGAAGUAACACCGGAUUCGUACAAAGUUCCUGAUCUUCCUGAACGUGGAAAGAGGUAGAGAUGAACCCAGAAAUGGUAUCUGGAAAUUUAAGAAUUUCUGCUUGCUGACCAUGGAAACGUUGUAACCUCAACUAGUGGUAUAUCAAACAAUCCAUCUGUAAAUAAUAAAAUGUUCAGAUUUCUUGUUUACAUGAUUUGCAACUUCGAUUCAAAUUUUAAUUUCAUUUACUAAAUCCAUUUCAAUUUCAUUUA
Messenger RNA from Nelumbo nucifera (sacred lotus), 1284 nucleotides. The record is from RefSeq and is a predicted model, not a curated record. Lineage: Eukaryota; Viridiplantae; Streptophyta; Magnoliopsida; Proteales; Nelumbonaceae.